AUGGAGGUUACUGCUCAAGACCAGAAGUUCGCAGGAUUACUUAGGCUUCUUGAUGAAGCCACGUCAUCACUCUUAGCGGCAAUCACAAGGGCCAGGCCAAUCAAUCCAUACGAUGAAUCGAAGUUACUUCUCAUUAAACAUUUUUCACUAUCUACAUUCGAUAGGGUAAAGGCAUACCUCGAAGCGACUCCAACUCAUGAAGAGAAGCUCGCCAUGUUCUCUUCAAGAACAGAGGUGCUCAUCGAUGAUGUGUCAAUGAACGACGUGAGAAAAUACUGUGUCCUUCGUCACGCACCGCCACAAGUUCGACUCCAGCUAGCUGGAUCUCGUUUUGAUUCACUUCCAUUGGAGGACUUGGUCAACGAAGCGGACAUUUUGACUCAAAGAGCAAACCUUGAUGCCUUGGCCGUGGCUGCAGUUUUUUCUAAGGGAAAGAACAAAAACAAAAAAAAG
Paramuricea clavata is the source of this 453-nucleotide messenger RNA. The record is from the annotation of a GenBank genome assembly. Lineage: Eukaryota; Metazoa; Cnidaria; Anthozoa; Malacalcyonacea; Plexauridae.